Molecule: messenger RNA, 1653 nt
Organism: Aspergillus heteromorphus CBS 117.55
Lineage: Eukaryota; Fungi; Ascomycota; Eurotiomycetes; Eurotiales; Aspergillaceae
Product: oleate hydratase
Exons: 2
Coding region: 1-1653 (550 amino acids)
Biological process (GO): fatty acid metabolic process
Molecular function (GO): FAD binding; oleate hydratase activity
Source: RefSeq, a predicted model, not a curated record
AUGAAGCCAGCCAUCCACAUCGCCAAACCGCACCGCGGUGAGGCCUCGGAGAAGCGCGAUCCAGCCACCACCCAGGCCUGGCUGAUAGGGAGUGGCAUCGCCUCGCUGUCCGCGGCGGUGCACCUCAUCCGCGAUGCAAACGUGACCCCAUCGCACAUCCACAUCCUCGACGUGCAUUCCCACGCGGGUGGCGGCAUCACAGGCUGCGGCAAUGCCCAGGACGGCUACGUCCUGUAUACAGGCAGCCUGCCCUACUUCCACGACCGCUGCGUCGAGGAGCUCCUUUCUCUCGUCCCCAGCCUCGACAACCCGGAGAAGUCGCUCCUGGACUCCAUCAAGGACGCCGACCGCCAUGCGACUGUGCCCCAGAAGCAGAAAUCCACCACCCGGCUCAUCCGGCAGGGGAAGGACGGUCCAGAAUGCGUCCAUAUCAACAGCCUGCAGAUCGGGCCCAAGUACCGCAUGGAACUCAUGCGGAUUAUGCUCGAGAACGAACGCUCGCUCGGGGACGGCGCCAUCCGCGAUUACUUCGACGAGGCGUUCUUCAAGACCAACUUCUGGAUGCAGUGGUCCACGACCUUCGCCCUGCAACCCUGGCACAGCGUGGCGGAAUUCCGGCGCGGACUGUGCAAGCACCUGGCGGACAUCGAACACCUCAACGACAUCAAACCGCUGGACCGGACCAAAUACACGAUCUACGAAUCGAUCAUCCAGCCGAUCUCGAGCUACCUCGAGCGCAUCGGGGUGGACUUCCACUUCCACGCGCGGGUGACGCGACUCGAAACGCACCCCGACUCGCCGCACACCGUGACCAACAUCGUUCUCACCGACACCGACACGAAAGACCCGAUCGAAAAGUCCAUCGUGGUGGCGCCCAGCGACAUCGUCCUGGCCACCCUGGGCUCGACCUCCACCGGCACCCAAACCGGCACCAACACCACAUCCCCCAAACCCAGCUCCCCCUCCACCGACAAAGACAGUGCCUGGACCCUGUGGCACUCCCUCUCCGAAGCCUUUCCCAACGCCCAAUUCGGCUCCCCCUCCCACUUCACCUCCCACACCCCACAAACAACCCUAACCACAUUCACCACAACCCUGCACGACACCCCCUUCCUGACCCUCUACUCCACCCUCACAGCCACCGACCCGGGCACCACUGCGCUCCUCACCCUCUCCAGCAGCCCUUGGUGCCUCAGCCUCAGUAUCCCCGCCCAGCCCGUCUGCCCGGACCAGCCGUCCUCCACGCACGUCAUCUGGGGAUACGGCCUGCAUCCGCUCGCACAGGGCACCUUUGUCCCGAAGCCCAUGACCGCCUGCACGGGCGAGGAGAUCGCCACAGAGGUCUUCUCGCACCUCGGCUUGCCGGUCGACGAGCUGCUCCCCAGGUCCAAUACCAUUCCGUGCGUGAUUCCGUUGGCCACGGCGCCUCUCCUGCCGCGGAAGAUGGGCCAGAGGGCGGAGGUCGUGGCGGGGGGCAAUCUGGCGCUGGUGGGCCAGUUCGUCGAGAUUACGGAUGAUACUACUCUCAGCAUGGAGUAUAGUGUCAGGGGGGCGCAGAUGGCGGUCGGCGAGGUGAUGGGGUUGGAGAGGAAGGUGCCGCGCAUCGAAAGGCAUAUGUUGUUGAGUGUGUUUGAUUUGUUGGGCGGCGCGUAG